CCCGCCCGCACCCCGCCGGCCGCUCGCACCGGGCGCCAUGUUCGCCGUGAAGCCGAAAGCCGUCAUCGGCUUCAACCUCUACUGCGGCGGCGCCCCGGCGCUGGGCCCCGCGGGGCCGGGGCAGCGCCCGGAGCCCGCGGCCGCCGCCGCCGCCUCAGAGCAGCCCCGCGACCGCUCCGGGGCCGCCGCCGGCCGCGCCGACCCCCCCCGCGCGCUGAUUGGCUGCGGCGCGGCGCCGCGCGCGCUGAUUGGCUGCGGCGCGACUCUGUGGCGCCCCGAGGAGGAGCUGGACGGCUGCGAGCCCGAGGCCGAGCGCGGCCCCGCCGCGGAUUCGCUGCCCGGGACCCCCCCGGGACCCCCGGACGGGCUCCGGCAGGACUCGCUGGAGCUCAUCAGCCGCUACCUGCGGGAGGUGGCGGGCGAGGCGCAGCCCGGCUCGAAGAAGCUUUUCCCGGGGCUCCUGGGUGGUCCCGGCCGGCCCGGCGCGGCGGGGGAGGCGGUGAUGGAGAAGGCGCUGGAGACGCUGCGGAGGGUCGGGGACGGCGUCAUGAGGAAACACGAGCUCGCCUUUCAGGGGAUGCUGCGGAAGCUGGAGAUCCAGCAGGAGGAAGAUCUGCAGUCCGUGGUGGAGGUGGCUGCCCACGUCUUCAGUGACGGGGUGACCAACUGGGGCCGCGUGGUGACGCUCAUCGCCUUCGGAGCCUUCGUGGCCAAGCACCUGAAGAGCAUCCAGCAGGAGCAGGGCAUCAGCUCCCUGGCAGGGAUCAUCACCGACGCCCUGGUCUCGUCCAAGAGAGAGUGGCUGGAGAGCCAGGGGGGCUGGGAGGGCUUUGUGGACUUUUUCCGCGUGGAGGACCUGGAGGGCAGCAUCCGGAACGUGCUGAUGGCGUUUGCAGGGGUGGCCGGCCUGGGGGCCAGCCUGGCCUACAUGAUCCGGUGAGGCUGGAGCUGCCCAGGACCAGCACUGGGACAGGACUGGGCUCCGGGGCCGCGGAGCUGCCGCUCUCUCGGGGAGCGCUGCCGAGCCUGGACUUGAGUGACCCCGGGGGACAGCGAGGCGUCCCCGGAGCGCUUCGUUCCCGAGGAAGAGGAGGGUGUGAUCCGAGGCCGUGGGUGCUGAUACAGAGGAUUUACUGCUUUGGAGGAGGAGUUUUAACUCUGCUUCCUCGGAGAGGAUGGUGCUGGGCAGCUCGAGUGGACUUUGCUUCACUUUGAUCCUGGAGGGAACCGUCCGGGAGCUCCGGCAGCUCCUGCCUGGACUGAGGCCCCGUGGGCUGGGCGAGGCAGCUGAGCCCGGAGCAGAUGUUUGAGGGUUGUGGGUUUAUUUUUUGUUGUGGUUUUGUUUUUUUCUGGAAAUAGCACCUUCUGCUGCCGCUGCCCUGCCUAAACUUGCAGCUCUGCUGCUGGAGCAGAAGCGCUGGACGCUGGAGAUGCUGUGCCAGCCUGCACCUGUGCCAGCCUGCACCUGUGCCCAGGUGCUGUGAGCGGGCCCUGGGGGUGCCAGAGCUGUGCCAUGGAGCUGCAGCCCUGCCCAGCCCCUUCCCUCGCCGUGGGGCAGGGGCUUGGAGGGGCUGGGGGGUCCCCAGCCGUGUCCUGGCCCCAGACAGCCUCUCCUGGCAGCACAGACAGUUCAGAAAUAGUGAGUGCGUUUGUAAGUAUGUAAAAAACAAAAAACCAGACAUCCCAGUUGGGCUGGGGAGGAUGUAGAGAACCUGUAAAUGUUUAUAAAUCUGUAGAAUAUAUACAUUUUUACAGACGUGAUGAGACAAAAAGGAGGAAUUCGUCCUGAAUGUGGGUGCACUGUGCUUCAUUCCUCUUGGGAAGUGGCAUUUUUGUGGCAAAGCCUCUCCUGCCUUGGCUCCACUCGAGCCUUUUCCCUCAAGUGCUGGAGCAGCGCAGCCAGGGAGUGUGACAGGCAGCAGUGGGCUCGCUGUGACCACGGCUGGCUGGCAACAGCUGACGUUUCUGUUUGUUUUAAUCUUUUUUUGGUCUCUCUUGCCCUCCUGGCGGGGGCAGGGAGCUGUGGAAGUCGAGCUGGCCACUUCCUCCUCUUCCCCUGCUCCUGCUCCUCCACGCCACGAGCUGGACAAAGCUGAUGUUUGAAUGUAAAACGUUCUGGGGCGGCUCCUGCAGCUCCCUCAGGGCGUUUUUGCUGCCCUGGGGGGCUCCCAGGGCUGCCCACCCCUGGCUCUGGGGGGGCUGCACUGCUGGGACCCCGCGGGGACUGUCCCUGUCCCCAGGACCUGGAGCCUGAGCCGUGCCCAGCUCAGCCAUGGUGCUACAGCCAGGCCCUGCUUGUGUGCAGAACAAGCUGCAGUUUGGUCAAUAAAUGUCUUUUGUUCUCCUUC
Messenger RNA from Prinia subflava (tawny-flanked prinia), 2348 nucleotides. RefSeq names its product MCL1 apoptosis regulator, BCL2 family member (gene MCL1). The transcript has 3 exons. The record is from RefSeq and is a predicted model, not a curated record. Gene Ontology annotation, biological process: regulation of apoptotic process; extrinsic apoptotic signaling pathway in absence of ligand; intrinsic apoptotic signaling pathway in response to DNA damage. Gene Ontology annotation, molecular function: protein heterodimerization activity; protein homodimerization activity. The coding region runs from base 38 to 940 and encodes 300 amino acids. Gene Ontology annotation, cellular component: mitochondrial outer membrane. Lineage: Eukaryota; Metazoa; Chordata; Aves; Passeriformes; Cisticolidae.